Molecule: messenger RNA, 2998 nt
Organism: Rattus rattus (black rat)
Lineage: Eukaryota; Metazoa; Chordata; Mammalia; Rodentia; Muridae
Gene: CXHXorf38
Product: chromosome X CXorf38 homolog
Exons: 7
Coding region: 1663-2625 (320 amino acids)
Source: RefSeq, a predicted model, not a curated record
ACAUCUGCAGAAAUUUCAUUUCCAAAUGUAUAAAAGGACUUUUAGAGUUAAGAGAAAAGGGAGAACAUCAUCAAAAGUAUGGCCACUUAAUAAUUACAGGAACUGAACAUUGUUUGAAAAUUAACUGACUUAAGGGUAGCCAUACAUGGCUUUCUUGCCAUGCCUUUUCCCUCCAAACUAAAUACCAAUUAAGUUUCCUUUUCUUUCUUUUUAAAAACAAGACAGGCCCUUUCCCUGUUGCCCAGACUGGCCUUGAACCCAAGUAUCGGGAAGCAGGAAUGCCCCCUCUCCUGGCCCCCACUUUCAAUUGUUCUUGAUACAAAAUUCAUACUUACAGAAAAGUUUUCAGAGAACUUAUGAUGGCAAAUAAAAAGGAAGAUCCUAAUGUAGAUUUCAUUGGUUUUUUAUUAUUAUUUUUAUUUGGUUCGAUGGGAAUAGGGUAUUUGGAUUUGCUUUGAAUGGGUCUAAUGUUGAAGUUACUAAGACAAACUUAAGAGCCUGCCUGCACUGUAAUUUAAGUCUCCGGAUUGUCGCAUCUGGUCUCUAUUUUUUAUAAAUUGUCCCCACUUCUGACUGGCCAGUGGUUUGAUAAAAUGUCCAAUGAUGUAAAUGGUGGAUGAAAGGGCAUAUGUGGGUCUUUCAUUCUAAGUGUUCCCAUGUGUAUAAAUGCUCCUCACCAUACUGUGAGGUAAGUAUUAAUAACCUCCUCUUACAGAUGAUAAACAGGUGCAAAGAAGUAAAUAAUGUCUUAGAUUAAAAUUAGAAUCAGCCAAAAUCAAACCACAAACACUUGACAGUUUGAACCCAGAGCUAGUAAUCCUUAACAUUGCCUAUGCUGUGUGAACCAUGCAGUCUUGGCAAGGUUUCUCUGUUUACAGUGUUCCUUCAGGGUCUUUCGAUUACAUACCACUUCAACAUGUUUUUCAAGUUCAAAAAACUCACUAAAGGCAUCUAAAAACAUGCCGUUUUCUCCCUUGACAUUGACAAUCAAAUUCAUUCUGAUCUCUGUAGCAUAUGACUGCCCUGUGCUGCUGAAAUAACUUUUCUGAAGGCUUCAGCUUCUGGCUGUACAGUCCUCCCUCCAAAUCCAGGAAAUACGUUCUCCUUGCUUCUGCCAGGUGCUCCAAUUCCGGUGUUUCUGGCCCUACUGUCACUUUAGCAUAUGUAGCUGGCACACAACACAAUAAACCCACGCUGCAGGUGGAGGGCAGGCAUGUUAUUGAUGUCCUGAAUUUGCUAUUCUAUAUUCCUAAACUUUGUUUAGGAACGAGUUGAUUUUGUAGAAUUGACACAAUGCAAGGAACAUAAUGUCAUUAAAGAAACAUGCCUUGAGUAUUCCUCCAUCUUUACAAUAAAAAAGGUCAGCACAUUAGGAGGGAAUCAGGUUGGUUAGACGGUUGACAGGCUAUUUGGGGAAUGAAAAUGAAAGCUUAAAGGACUAGUCUCCAUGGCCACAAACCAAGAUGGUUCCUUUAAGCGAGGGUGGAGUUGUGGCUUCCUGGAGCGGAAACCACAGCUAACCUCUUGCUUCUGAAGUGUACGCCGCCGCCCCAGUGACGCUAAACGCUGGACGUUUGCUGGGUUGGGCUACGCCUGCGCUGUACAGGAGCAUCCCAGGGUGCUAUGCGCCCUUACCACAGGCCCCGCCUUCAGGAGUAAGACAUGGUGCUGUCGGAGCUGGCAGCGCGCCUCAAUUGCGCCGAAUACAAAAACUGGGUGAAGGCAGGACAGUGCCUUCUGUUGCUACGCAGCUCCCUGCAGGGUUUUGUAAACCGCGAAGUGCUCUCCUUUCAUCGUGGACUGCUGACUGCAGUCCCUGGCCUUGGUCCCCAGGCCACCUGCCGUGGCGGUUCACGGUGCAGCCCGCGCGCUCGCCAGUUUCAGCCUCAUUGUCAGGUAUGCACAGAUUGGAAACGCGAGAUCUUGCGGCAUCACAUCAACAGAAAUGGAGACGUGCACUGGGGAAAUUGCAGGCCUGGCCUCUGGCCGGUGGACCCUUGGGAGGUAGCCAAGGCCUUCAUGCCCCGAGGACUGGCAGACAAACGAGGACCUGAGGAAUGUGAUGCGGUUGCUCUUUUAAGUCUCAUCAAUUCCUGUGAUCACUUUGUGGUUGACCGGAAGAAGGUCACAGAGGUAAUUAAAUGUCGAAACGAGAUAAUGCACUCUUCAGAGAUGAAAGUUUCAUCUACUUGGCUUCGAGAUUUUCAGAUAAAGAUCCAAAAUUUUCUCAACGAAUUCAAGAAUAUUCCAGAGAUUGUUGCAGUAUAUUCCAGAAUAGAACAGCUGUUGACAUCUGACUGGGCUGUUCACAUCCCUGAGGAAGAUGAACGAGAUGGGUGUGAAUUUGAAACAGAAAGUUACUUGAGUGUGAGCCAAAUCCAUGAAAUCGAAAUAGAACUGCUGAAGGAAAAGCUGCAAGAGAUGUAUCUUCAAGCAGCAGAAGAAGAGGUGUUGUCGGAAGAGAUCUCAAAUCAACUGGAUGUAGUGAAAGGGUUUCUGCAAAGCAACACAGAUCUUAGAAAUGGCCUUACAGAAGACUUGCAGAAACUAGACAGCCUCCAUCUACAGCAUCAAAAACAAAUUUCAAAGGAUGCAGGGAGUCAGACACCUGAAAGGAAGACUUGAGGAAACCUGGACUAUUCUUGCAGGAAACCUGGACUAUUCCUUAUAUUCUCAAGAAAGCAAACGAUACCCCCCUAUUUCCCACAUAUACCCUUUACUUAGAUUCACACCAACCUCCAUUCCCGCAGAACACACUAUGUGACUGAGGAUGACCUUGAACUGCUGAUCCUUCUGCUUGUACCUCUUGAGAGGUGAUAUUACAUGCCUGGCUCUAAGAGCAUUUCUUUUAAACUUUUUGUAGAUUCCUUGUGAAUUUCACAUCAUGUACCCCAAUCCUACUUAUCUUCCCUUCCCUUUGUAUCUACCAUGCACCCUUGCGACCUCUGCCCAACAAAAUAAAAAACUAAAAUAAAAAAAAAAAACAUUAAGAAACCUU